CCGGGAGCGGCCCGCUCGGCCGAGGUUUGGACAUCAGCCUGGCAGCUCUCAGACGGCAUGACCCGUACAUUCAGGGCAUUGUGGACGUGGCCAGCCAGGUGGCUCUGUAUACCUUCAGUCACAAGGCUAAUGAGUGGGACCAGAGCAAAAAGGGGUAUCUACUUCUUCUGGAAUUGAAAGUUCAUGUUUCUGGAUUGGAUUUAUUUUCGUCAGAAGACACUAAUGACAUAUUGAAAGCCGUCUAUGAGAGAUGAAAGAUGUUAAAGUUCAAAGAUCAGUUGGUGACGAAAUGCUCCGUGGACUGGAAGAAAGGAAAGGGCGUGUUCUUUCCGGUGCCUAAAAGUUUACAUUCCUUAAUUAAGCUGGAAUGGAGAAAUCCGGAUAGGAACGUUCUUGUACCCAGAGCUAUGUGCGAUGUAGAUUACUCUUUGAUGAACAGGAUGAGAAAAAUCUUACUGACUGUCCAAAAGUGGAUGUAUCGUUGUCCAAAUAGAACUCCUUGCCCUUUGUGGACACGGGGUCCUUACAGGCUCCCUAUGGACAAGGUUGAUUCCUGUCUUGAAAAACAUGGGAAGCUGCCUCAACCUAUUUUAAGCCCAAACUGGCAGCCACGUCUGUUGCUUCAUCACAUAAAAUAUGGUUGGCAGGAUUGGAGAAUUUAUUGAGAAACUCUUCUCCAUAUGAAAACUUGAUUGCUUCGUUUCCAUUACGGUUGAUUGAUUUAGUUUUAAAUCUGAUGCUACAGCGGAUUCAGUUGGCUCACGGCAAGAACUACUGCUCUCAGCAACACAACUAGAAGGGCGUUAUGGCUCAGAUCAUGGUCGGGAGAUGAUGUGAGUUCAAAAGGAGAAGACUGAUGUGGAAGGGACACUGUUUGUGUACACGAGAUCUGCUUCUCCCAACCAUGGCUUCACCAUCAUGAACCGGCUGAGCAUUGAGAACCGCACUGAGCCCAUUACUAAGGACCUGGAAUUUCAGCUGCAAGAUCCGUUCCUGCUGUACAGAAAUGCCAGAUUUCUUAUUUAUGGAAUCUGGUUCUACAGUAAAGAAGAAUGCCAAAGAAUCGCAGAGCUCAUGAAAAAUUUAACCCAGCAGGAGCAGCUAAAGGCUCAGCAGUCGGCCAUUGUCGGGGUGUCUCCCAUGAACAUACACUCGGAUGGUAAGGAAGUAGACAUCCUGCAGAUGCUCAGCAAGGCCAAGAAUGAGUACACUAAGUGUAAACCAUGUUCAGAGCCCAAGAUGAUGACCAGUUCCUCAGCUAUCCACACAAACCCCAACCUCAUCAAACCCAUUGCCGUAAAACCCAGUGACACAGCCCCUCAGGGGACAACUGUACAUCAGGACAAGUCGGCUGACCCAGAGCCCCAGCAUUUAUCCCUCACCACCCUGUUUGGAAAAACAGAAAAGAACACUGUGGAAAAUGCAGAUCAGAAAGAUUCCCCCUCAGUGCGCCAAACAGUGGUGCGCUCCUUGUCUUAUGAGGAGCCACCAACAUGGUUCACAGACAGCUGUGAUAAACAGCUGUGUCCUGCAAUCCAGAAGCUGAUGGUCCGGGGGACAGACCUGCAUCCCGUCGCCGAGGUGCCAGAAAACCAGCAUUGUUACAACGGCGCCAACAUUCCUCCUGGAGACGUCUUUAGUAGCCUCUUUCUAUCGCUGGAAGACCCCACCCCUAUAUCUGGACAGGAUCAUGUAUGUGGUGGGGACUACCUUCUCCAGAAACUGCAAGGUCAACACUCUAAUAUACCCCCUCUGGAUCGAGGACCCCCAGCUAUCGCACAGUGUACAUCAGGGAAUGUUAUAGGGAACGCACCCCUUAAUUACUAUGACCCCUCUCAGCAAAACCAAAGGACUCCUGUAUCCGUAGCCCCAGCACCUCUCCCCUCACAGCCGCCACUGUCCACAGGGGCCAUUUCUCCUCAAGAAUUUUUGAAAAAUUUGAAUCUGGUGCAUCAGGAGCAACAGUUGCAGAUGAAUCCUAAGCCUGCCCUGGCUGCCAAAUUCCCAGUCGUUACCCAGGGUGCACCGAAACCACAGUGGACUGAGAAGUCCCUGGGAGAGAAAAACAAUCCACUGCUCCAGGUAAUAUCACCCCAGAGAAUCCCUGCCACAGUGUCCCCAUCGCUUCUUCUGUCUCCUGCGGUGUUUACACAGAGCAGUGCAAGUGAUGCCAAAAAGACCCCUAAAGAACCAGCAUCUGCUACGGCCAACCUGCAUUUCCCAGUAUCCCUUCAGAGCACACACAGUAACCAGAGCAGUGUCCUCACCAAGAGCCAGCUCCAGGAGACCUUGUUACACCUCAUCCAGAACGAUGAGAACUUUUUGAACACAAUCUAUGAGGCGUACAUCUCCGUCCUCAACAGAGGGGGCGCAGGCAGAAAGUUCUGACUCGUAUUCCCUCGAUGGAAAAACAUUGCUCCAGUGAUGAGCGUAACGUAAUGGACGCUUUUUACCAGAACUUUUGUGCCAUUCAACAUCUCCAAUGUGUUUUUUAAAAUCUUUAUGGCCGUUAUUUUUUUUUUAUUUUUAACUGCAUAAUGAUUUAGGGCUAGCAUUUUUAGCUGUAGAUAUUUUUAUUUUACAAAUUGAAAUUACAGACUGUUGUAUAUUUUUCUUAGAAAUCCCAAACUGUAAAUUUGUUUCCUUUAUGGAUGAGAGAUUCCAACUAAAACCAGUUCAGACAAUGACCACUAGAUGGCGCCAGGAGAAUAGGAGUGCUGUAUAUAGAAUGGAUGCUUUACAGCGCAGCUGCAGAAGAGAUUUUUGCAUAGAGAUUAUUGAUAUAUCUACAUAUAUCCAGCUAAUGCGUUACGGGGAGCUCCACUUACAUUGAAUACAAGCUAGUGUUCUCUGUUGUUAGCCAUUUCAGACAGGGGAGAGGCUGACUGUAGGACGGUAUUCCUUCCUGUUAUCAGCCAUUAGUAUCUGGGGAGAUGCUGACUGUAGGGACAUGUGAAUUUCAUCUAUUGUUCCCUGUUAUCAGCCAUUACUGUUAGGGAGAGGCCAACCACAGAACAGGUGAAUAGCACCUUGUUCCACGUUAUCAGCCAUUAGUAUCUGGGGUGAGUCACCGAACCAUUUAUUUGUGGUUCUGAUUAUGGUAUAAGCUGCUGUGCAGAAAUAAUCUGGGAUAUGGAAGUUCAUUUUCCAUGAAGCUAUUUUAAUAAACUUUUCAUAUUCAUU
Bufo bufo (common toad) is the source of this 3183-nucleotide messenger RNA. It is a transcript of the gene DCP1B, whose product is annotated as decapping mRNA 1B. Lineage: Eukaryota; Metazoa; Chordata; Amphibia; Anura; Bufonidae. Gene Ontology annotation, molecular function: enzyme activator activity; mRNA binding. Gene Ontology annotation, biological process: deadenylation-independent decapping of nuclear-transcribed mRNA; deadenylation-dependent decapping of nuclear-transcribed mRNA; positive regulation of catalytic activity. The transcript has 10 exons. Gene Ontology annotation, cellular component: P-body. The record is from RefSeq and is a predicted model, not a curated record. The coding region runs from base 919 to 2388 and encodes 489 amino acids.